Molecule: messenger RNA, 374 nt
Organism: Haemonchus placei
Lineage: Eukaryota; Metazoa; Nematoda; Chromadorea; Rhabditida; Trichostrongylidae
Source: the annotation of a GenBank genome assembly
AUGUUUUCAAUGUAUCCUAGCCGAGACCUACCGAAGAGUUACAUUAUUAAAGGUGAUAAGGUGUUCACAAGCUCCAACAUGAAGGUAUAGAUAUGGCGCCCCAAGACGACACUUCAGGUCAACGAUCCUCGUAGUGUUCAUGUCAGCAACCUCUGUUUUUCCCAGACCUCGUUCCAGAGCCCACGAACGUACCUCACUGGUUAUGUCAUAGGAUGUCCUUGCCUCAACAUCGACGUAAAAUGUGUCGUGGAAAAAAAAGUACGAGGAAGGAUAUCGAUUCUUACAGAGGUCUUCAUUGGAAACAGGUCGCUCACUUACAUCUUCGAACACGUGAUUAUCUGAUGGACACUCAAUGGCGUUCUUCAACUCUUUGA